This is a messenger RNA of Hyaena hyaena (striped hyena), 988 nucleotides long. It is a transcript of the gene MYOT, whose product is annotated as myotilin. The record is from RefSeq and is a predicted model, not a curated record. Bases 16 to 960 code for a protein of 314 amino acids. The transcript has 7 exons. Lineage: Eukaryota; Metazoa; Chordata; Mammalia; Carnivora; Hyaenidae. Gene Ontology annotation, cellular component: plasma membrane; axon. Gene Ontology annotation, biological process: dendrite self-avoidance; axon guidance; homophilic cell-cell adhesion. Gene Ontology annotation, molecular function: cell-cell adhesion mediator activity.
ACAUACGAGGAGAAGAUGGCUCGCAGAUUGCUAGGACCACAGAAUGCAGCUGCUGUGUUUCAAGCUCAAAAUGACAGUGAAGCACAAGAUUCACCACAGCACAACCUAGAACACACACGACUGCAAGUUCCUACAUCACAAGUAAGAAGCAGAUCAUCUUCAAGGGGAGAUGUGAAUGAUCAGGAUGCAAUCCAGGAGAAAUUUUACCCACCUCGUUUCAUUCAAGUGCCAGAGAACAUGUCAAUUGAAGAAGGAAGAUUCUGCAGAAUGGACUUCAAAGUAAGCGGACUGCCAGCUCCUGAUGUGUCAUGGUAUCUGAAUGGAAGACCAGUUCAAUCAGAUGACCUUCACAAAAUGAUAGUGUCUGAAAAGGGUUUCCAUUCACUCAUCUUUGAAGUGGUCAGAGUUUCAGAUGCAGGGGCCUAUGCAUGUGUUGCCAAGAACAGAGCAGGAGAAGCCACCUUUACUGUACAGCUGGAUGUCCUGGCAAAAGAACAUAGAAGAGCACCAAUGUUCAUCUACAAGCCACAAAGCAAAAAAGUUUUUGAGGGAGACUCAGUGAAGCUAGAAUGUCAAAUCUCAGCUGUACCUCCACCAAAGCUUUUCUGGAAAAGAAAUAAUGAAAUGGUACAAUUCAACACUGACCGAAUAAGUUUAUAUCAUGAUAACUCUGGUAGAGUUACUUUACUGAUAAAAGAUGUAAACAAGAAAGAUGCUGGGUGGUACACUGUGUCUGCAGUUAAUGAAGCUGGAGUGAUCACAUGUAACACAAGAUUAGAUGUUACAGUCCGUCAAAACCAAACUCUUCCAGCUCCUAAGCAGUUACGUGUUCGACCAACUUUCAGCAAAUAUUUAGCACUUAAUGGUAAAGGUUUGGAUGUGAAACAAGCUUUUAACCCCGAAGGAGAAUUUCAGCGUCUGGCAGCUCAAUCCGGACUCUAUGAAAGUGAAGAACUUUAAUGAGGUUACCAACAUUGAAAAACACAAC